AGGGCCGUCUCGGCGGCUGUGUGUGGGGUGGAUUGAGAAUCCUUUCUGGUUUAACACUCGUUCCCGCAGGCAUUUAGGCGCCGACGACUUAACCUUCACGGUGCUGCGGUCGGCGAAUGUCGGGUCGUGUUAGAAACUUGUCCCUGCCCGCCGGGAGGUGCGCGGCCGGACCGUGUUUGCACGUACACUGACAGAGGAACAUGCAUAUAGAACUUAAUCAUUACAAAUGAAAGUUGAGAAGCCCUGCAUCUAAACCAACUGAGUUUAAGAGUGAAAACCACAGGAGAAAACGGAAAGGGAGAAAGAAAAGGACAGCACUUUUUUCUCUUUACUGUCAUGAAGCCACAUGGGAACGAUGCCUCUGGAGGUGGUGGUGGAACUGCAGAUCCGGGCGGUUUCUUGCCCAGGAGUGUUCCUGCCUGACAAGCAGGAUGUUUUCCUCGGGAUCUACCUCUUGAAUCAGUACCUGGAGACGGACUGCUUUCCAUCUGUGUUCCCUAUUGUGAUUCAGCGGUGCAUGAGAUUUGAAAAGGUAUUUGAAAAUGCAGUAGAUCCUGGAGCAGUUGCAGACCUUUUGGAAAGCUUCCUAACCAGGUUUGAAUUAAUUCAACUAGUGCCUCCAGUGUGGGAAGAGUUGGCUUACUACGAAAAAAACACACGGGAUUUUCUUUUCCCUGAGCCCAAGCUGACGCCCCCGCACCCUGGGAUGUAUCGGGAGGUGCUCAUGAAGACAGCCAUAGGUUUUCCAGGCAUUGCUCCCAAACUAGAGUUUGCUACAAGGACAGCCAUCCGAGAAUGUGUGUUUCUACAUAGAAACAGAUUUCUGGAAGAAAGAUAUAAGUCACAAAGGCCUUUAUCGACAUCACAUAGACCAACAUUCCCCUUAAAUAAUACCAAGAUGAUGCUAAAGGAGAAUAAUCUGGACAGGAUGCCCACAGGCGUGUUCUCCCGGGUCACCUCUCCAUAUUCCAUGCGACGCUGCUUCCUGGACCAGCCGGCUCAGUUCACUCUUGGAAAUAACUUUAAAAUCUCAGCAGGAAGCAAGCCUCCAUUUGUGGUUAGACAUGUGGACAGUGCAAAACCCUUUGGUGAGAAUAAUUCAGAGCAUUAUUCACGGAAAUCUAGAAGAAAAGCUGAGUUUUCAAAUUUUCCAUUUCCAAUGAGAAGAGCUUCUUCUCUUGACAGCCUUGCAGCUAACGUAAAGGUUAUCAAAGAGCCAGAUGAACGGAUUAUUUUAAGGAGAAGAUCACCAUCACCUUUAGACUCCAGUAAGUUUGGAAAGCGCUCACCCAGGAACCAAGGGGAUAACGACUGCUACCGGGAGUCAUUCCAGCAUUCCAGAACUCCCAGCCCCCAGGAUCAGCUCCUUUUCCGAGAAAGAUUUCGUCCUUGUUCUCAGCCCACAUGGAAGAAGAUCCAUGAAAGGGUGUGUCGUCUUCUGACAUCCCACAGAGCCCAGCAGCACCCAGACAUGGAAGAUUCUGCCCCUGAAAUAAAUUAUAUCCUUGAAAGACCAAGCUGUCCUCUGGAGAAAUACCCACAACAUGAACAAAGAUAUUUUUAAGCCGCUGUCUUGU
Messenger RNA from Lepus europaeus (European hare), 1577 nucleotides. It is a transcript of the gene SPATA6L, whose product is annotated as spermatogenesis associated 6 like. NCBI's taxonomy places the organism in Eukaryota, Metazoa, Chordata, Mammalia, Lagomorpha, Leporidae. Gene Ontology annotation, molecular function: myosin light chain binding. Gene Ontology annotation, biological process: spermatogenesis. The transcript has 14 exons. Bases 347 to 1564 code for a protein of 405 amino acids. The record is from RefSeq and is a predicted model, not a curated record.